This is a messenger RNA of Laccaria bicolor S238N-H82, 360 nucleotides long. RefSeq lists its product as uncharacterized. NCBI's taxonomy places the organism in Eukaryota, Fungi, Basidiomycota, Agaricomycetes, Agaricales, Hydnangiaceae. The coding region runs from base 1 to 360 and encodes 119 amino acids. The transcript has 3 exons. The record is from RefSeq and is a predicted model, not a curated record.
AUGUUGGAUCAGGCUAAGAGGAUGAGGAUGAACGGGAGAAGAAGUAGGAUUUGGAUCGCCGGAAGGAUAUCAAACACUCUAGGAAGUACCUUGCAAGUUGCCCAGUUCACGCACGGACUGCUAUCCAUGCCAAGCCGUCGCAGAACCCACAGUUCUGCCUCAUCAGCAACCACUCUUUCGAAGACAUUGGUAUUUGUGAUGAUUUAUAGACGUUCAUUGAGGUUUUGGUGUCGAGAGGAAGCGUGUAUGUGGUCGGGUGAUACGCGACACACGAUUCGCAUCUGUUUUCACCUCGGGUGGACACCAAAUUUUUUACGCGAUAAACCUUGCAUGUUGAGGGUUAAUCCUCAUCAGCACUGA